GCUGCGGUUUCCAGAAGAACUCUAUUAUGAACCAUUUUCUAUACGAACAGCUACAGCUAACUUGAGUUGUAGAUAUAAAAACCGCAUUGUUCUCUCGCGUUCUAGAUUGGGUGUGGAAAGCUUCUCGAUCGGUGUGUACGGUUAAAUCUAUAAAUCCUAGUCCUGGUAAGGUUUGCGGAUGUCACCGACCUCAGCUCGGUGUAGGGAUAUCCAUAUUAUGCAAACGAUGGAAUCACCUCCCAAGAUGAUACUGUGCGCUCAAGUAUCGACCCAGGACUUGAAGGCUGUGCCAAGACAUCCAGGAGUUUCGUUGGGAUGAAGAUACUCACAUCAAUAUGGGAUCGAGAGACAUGUUUAUAUUACCCAGCUGCAAAUCUAAAUCAUCUCAAUCUUUCCAUCGUCCCAUAAUCCCUUUCCCCUGAAUCAAUCUCCUGAACAUCGGAUGGACCCACUCCCCUGUUUCAUUGAACCCCCCGCCGCCAAACCUCCCUACCGGCAAUUCGACCAACCCCGGAUCGCUGAAUGCCCUAGGUUCUCGCAUUGUUUCCCCGACGAGAGUGGAUUUCGAGAUGGAGACUUUGUUUAUUCCACUCUAUUCCAGAUUGUUUUGUUGCGCUGUUCUGGACCUUUAAUCUAUUUGCAAAAGGUACAAAUAUGUCUCGAGUUCUCGAUUUCUCAAUGCCACUCAUCCUCUCAAAUCAUCUCUCCCAUCACCUUCAGGAAAUCACAUAGAUCCCCAAAGCAAAAUCACCAUGCGUUUCUUCACUUCCAUCGUCAGCAUUGCUGCUUUCAGCACUCUUGCAACCGCUACCCUCGACCCCGCUACCUCAAACACUAAGGGCUACUACCCCAAAUCUCCAGCUUGCACAGCCACCAAAGUCUCCAAAGCUAUUCAAGCCGCUGAAUGCGCCUACAACACCCGUGUCUCUGGCACCCAAACCUUCGCCGUCUUCGAGCAAGAUCAUCAAUAUGAUAAAUCUCACGGUGCUCCUUACGGUACCUGUUCCGCAUACACUUGUACUGCGCCUACAAAGUCGCAAUUGUCGUCAGGAACCGACUACUGGGUGUUUUACUGGGGAAGCCAGGGAACCAGCACGGGAGUUGGAACAACCUGUAUCAAGAGUCCCGUGGAUGGAACUUGUGGAUGUGAAAACUCCACCGGAAAGUUUGUUUAUGGAGGAACGAACUGCAAGUGAGGUAGUGGUUGAAAGGGGAGGAGGAGUGGGGAAUUGAGGAGAGGUGAUUGAGGAGAUGAGCUGUUGAACUUUGUAUAUAUUUUCUUCACAAGACACCAAUGAAUUUUUUGCAUGCUUACUCGCAUCUAUUUUGUCAUCUUGAUAUCUACUCAAAAUCUCCAUCCCCGAUCACGAGUUCUCCAAACCCA
Botrytis cinerea B05.10 is the source of this 1384-nucleotide messenger RNA. RefSeq lists its product as hypothetical. Lineage: Eukaryota; Fungi; Ascomycota; Leotiomycetes; Helotiales; Sclerotiniaceae. The record is from RefSeq and is a predicted model, not a curated record. The coding region runs from base 753 to 1196 and encodes 147 amino acids. The transcript has 3 exons.